Trichoplusia ni (cabbage looper) is the source of this 1476-nucleotide messenger RNA. RefSeq names its product putative nuclease HARBI1. The record is from RefSeq and is a predicted model, not a curated record. The transcript has 6 exons. The coding region runs from base 26 to 1144 and encodes 372 amino acids. Lineage: Eukaryota; Metazoa; Arthropoda; Insecta; Lepidoptera; Noctuidae.
UUGUGUGACCGAAUUUUGCUGAAAAAUGCUUAGAUUAACAAGAAGCACCCAUCGACGUAGCACGUUGUACCAUUAUCUUGCGGCGCGAUUGAUUGUUGAAAGUGGAAAUGUACGAAGAGAAACUAGAGAAAUCUCGAGGAGAGCUCUCCUCAGAAAAAAUAUAGCCAAUAUUAACGUGCAAUAUCUAAGCGAUACAGAAUUUAGAAAUAGAUUUCGUCUCAGUAAGGAAGCAUUUUUGCAUUUAUGUCGCGAAUUAAGGGUCAAAUCUAGUCUAAGACCAAGUAAAAGGAUCAGCCUGGAACAUAAAGUAAUGGCUAAAUGUUUAGGGCAAACCACAGUUAGUAAAUAUGUGAGACAGGUUACUGACGCCCUUGUAACCCCCUCAAUAUUAAAUUACUUUAUAAAAUUUCCUGCGACGCUAGAGCAGCGUAAUAUUAUAAAAAACAAAUUUUAUACAAAAUUUGGCAUCCCUGGAGUAAUAGGAUGCAUAGAUGGGUCUCAUUUUCAUAUAUUCACUCCAAAAAGAGACAUUGAGCAUUUAUUUUAUUGCAGAAAGCAUUUCUACUCACUGAAUGUGCAAAUGAUAUGUGACAGUGAAUGCCGAAUUAUUAAUGUUAAUGCAAAAUAUGGAGGUGCUACCCACGACGCAUUUAUUUGGGAAAAUAGUCAAGCCAAUAGAUAUAUCCAGGACAUAAAUAAAAAUAAUGAACAAGUUUGGUUUUUAGGUGAUUCUGGAUAUCCACAGAGGCCUUGGAUGAUGACACCAAUCCCAGAUGCUGCUGAAGGUACGCCAGAGGCAAAAUAUAAUACCAUCCAUGGGAAAGCCAGAGUUGUAAUAGAAAAUACAUUUGGUAGACUUAAAAAUAGGUGGAGAUGCCUUUGUAAGGACCGGACAUUACACUACACCCCCGAAAGAUGUGCAACUAUAAUUAUGGCAUGUAGCGUUCUACACAACUUAGCGAUAGAUUUUAUGGUGCCCGAUCCUGAAGAAGAUGUCAUAGAUUCUUUAGAAUUAGGAAUAUCAGCAGUUUCUUCAGAAGAACCUCUUCGCGAUCAUGGUUCUAGAGAUGAUUUGAUUCGCGGUAGAACACUACGACAAAUAUUAGUGGAUAGAAUCAAUAGACUACACAUUGUUAAUAAUUAAUUUAAUUUUCCAUUUUUUUUCUAGGUUUUGUGUUACCAUGUGUCAUAAGAGAAUAAUUCUAUGAGAACUCUGUCUGUAUUUUUUUUCUUUAUUUGUAAUUUUAAACUCAUUGCACAGAGUGUUAGGUCUUAGCUAAUUGUUUUUUAUUUGUAUUUUCGUGUUGUUACUUUUAAGCUCUAUAUUGUAUUUUAUAGAAAGGUGUUGUCGCUAAGAGACUGUACAUGUGCUGUUAUUUUAAUUUGAAUUUUUGACGGUCAUAAAGAGCUGUUUUGCAGACAAGUUUUAGUAAAUGGUUUUUGAAUGUAGAAAUGGUUUUUCUUUUGUGAUAAAAU